This is a messenger RNA of Diabrotica balteata, 979 nucleotides long. Lineage: Eukaryota; Metazoa; Arthropoda; Insecta; Coleoptera; Chrysomelidae. The record is from the annotation of a GenBank genome assembly.
GCGUGUUUUCGAUCGAGCAUGCACCAUAUCUAUUUAAUCUUUUUUUCGCCGAUAUGGAAACUAAAUAACGCUAAAUAAUUGAUACUAUAAACGUCGAUAGUUAAUUUGCCAAUACAAUGAAUGAAUAAUACAUGUAUAUGGAGACAGUAUGAAUAAGAUGGGAUGCGAUGAAGAUAUUUUGAAGUGUUUAGUGUUUUGGACCAAUUUUAUUUUGGCUCUAGUUGGAAUUUCGUUGAUCUCUCUUGGAAUAAUAUAUAAAAUAAAUCUUGAAGAACUAGCUAAUGCCAUACCAAAAGAAUAUGGAGAUUUAUCGGUGAUACCUGUUUUAACAAUUCCAUUAGGCACUAUUUUAAUAAUACUUGCAGUAUUUGGUUGUUAUGGAUGUUUGACGGAAAGAAUGAGAUAUGUUAUAUUGUAUAUUGCAAUAUUGUUGGUGAUUUUUGUACUGCAGCAGACUUUGGGAAUAAAUGCCUUCUGCAAAUUAAAAAACGACACUGUUUUUCGAAGUCGACUAGAUAAUACACUAUUAGACAUAUUUGAGCACAAUGACCAUGAUAGCAACAAAGCCGUAACCGAUCUUAUACAGCAUAGGCUAAAAUGCUGUGGAUUUAAUGGAUCUGAAUACUGGAAUAACAGAAUACCAAAAAGUUGCCACAAGACAGAUUCUUCUGACAUUUUUAAUGAGCCUUGCAACGAUGAAUUGUUUAAGUAUAUUAAGCAUUGUCAACGAGUAUUGGGAGUAUCAAUUACAUUACUGUCCAUUGCAGAGGUAAUAGCGUCAAUUGUUUCGCUUUACUUUGUGUACCACCUUCGAAGCAAAGCAACAGAGUUUGUUUUUAUCAAAGACUACUCCUUUCAAGACGAUCUUCUUUGACAAUAAUUGUUUCUACUCUCUGUUUUUUUAAUUAAAGUGUAAAGAGUCGAUGGACUCGAACGAAGGUUAAUGAAAAUUUAUUUUAUAAAUAAAAUAUUAAAUCUU